Molecule: messenger RNA, 3068 nt
Organism: Acyrthosiphon pisum (pea aphid)
Lineage: Eukaryota; Metazoa; Arthropoda; Insecta; Hemiptera; Aphididae
Product: death-associated protein kinase related
Exons: 7
Coding region: 493-2718 (741 amino acids)
Biological process (GO): intracellular signal transduction; protein phosphorylation; positive regulation of apoptotic process
Cellular component (GO): nucleus
Molecular function (GO): ATP binding; protein serine/threonine kinase activity
Source: RefSeq, a predicted model, not a curated record
AACCGCGGCAGUUUGUUAGCGUACGCGGUCAACUGUAGUCGACGUCUCUCGGCGAGGAUAUGCCGUUGCUGGUGGUCACAAACCAUUGCAAGUAUUGUUUACAUGAUUAUUUCGGUCGUCAUCGUAGGUAUUACAAAGUCCGGUGAACCAAGUUUACGCGGUGAUUUCAUAGGCCGCCUGUACGUUGAAUUCGGACGUUUUCGUAAUCGUUCGUCAGAGUACGCGUAUUAUUGUAUUAUUAUAGUUCGCGCGCGUUUUUUUUGUUUUUCUCUCGGCCGUCCGAGGAUUAUCUGAUUCCGUUGUCAAACAAACAAGCAAACACGUUUGUGGUUUCCAAGACGAACCCCACUUGCUAUAGCGGUGUUGUUUUCGAGAACCGUUAAAUUUUAUUAUUUUAAUCGUUAUCACUAGCGUUUUACGACUUUUCAUCGAAUUAAAUUUUAACCAAUCGAUCCCGAGUACCACGCCGGUGUUCACACAUAUACGCAAACUAUGUUGAUAUACCCGACGGCGGGCAGCGGGGCGAUAAGUAGCCGUAUGAACGCGUCGGGCCAAAAGGGCGGCAGGGCCGCGGCCAAGGGUGCUGUGCAGCGUAAGGUGGAGGCCAACAAGACUAAGAGCAGUAGUAAGCAAACGGUGCUGUGGAAGCACGCGGACGUCGAACAGGGAGUGGUCGUAGUCGAUGAGAAACAACUAAUGCGGCUGGUUAAGACGGAACCCAUCGAGAACUAUUAUCGGCUGGACAGCGAACCAUUCGCCAAGGGUCAAUUCGCUUCAGUCAGACGGUGCACUUCAAUCGAAACUGGAGAAGUGUUUGCGGCCAAAUUUUCAAACCGCACGAGGUUCGGCGAAGACUGCAGUCCCGACAUCCAUCACGAAAUAGCUUUGCUGUCGCUGUGUUCACCGUCACCACGGAUAACCAAACUGCAUGAUGUGUUUCAAACGCCCAAACAGUUGAUCAUCGUCAUGGAAUACGCUCCCGGAGGUGAUCUGCAGAAAGUCAUCGACGACGAUAACGUGCCAUUUGAAGCCGAUGUGGUUAAGUUCAUACACCACGUGGUCGAAGGCUUGGCGUACAUGCACCAGCGGAAAAUUGCUCACUUAGACAUCAAACCGCAAAAUUUGGUGUUAAUGGGUGUAUUUCCAACUUGCGACGUCAAGCUUUGUGAUUUUGAAAUAUCCCGAGUGAUUCUGGAGGGUACGGAAAUCCGAGAAAUUCUUGGCACACCCGACUACGUCGCUCCAGAGAUCCUUCAUUACGAACCAAUCACGUUGGCCGCAGACAUGUGGUCGCUUGGUGUGACUACUUACGCACUGUUGACGGGGUUCAGUCCGUUUGGUGGUGACACGGACCAGGAGACGUUCUGCAACAUAUCAAAUGCUGACAUCGACUUCCCGGACGAGCUUUUCGAGGACGUGUCAGAGGAGGCGGUUGACUUCAUCCGGAAGCUGUUGGUCAAAGAUCCCAAGGAGAGGCUGACAGCUAAAGAGUGUUUGAAACACCCGUGGCUGGCAAACCUCCGCAAGUCUUCGUCCGGCAGCAGCCAUUCGGUGCAGCACCACCAGCAUCUCCAACAAAACUACCACCAACAUCAACAGCCUCACCAACAACAACACCAACAGCCGUCGGUCGUGAAACGCACUGGCUGCAACACGUGUGCAGGCAUUACGCCAUCGAUCAGUGCUAGACGUAGCGGUGGUGGUCUGCAACCUUCAUACCUCUCCAAGUCUCGGGAGGCACUUUUCGAGCGGAUCGUGUCCAAGCACAUGCGGGAAAGUGACAUGAAGAGGUCAUCUAUGUUGCAUGAGUCGCAGUACGCGUCCAGUCGGAUGUGCGAGAGUCACACGUCCUUGGUAUCCCGGUCACGGAAUGGCACCAGGACGUUCAGCAAAUCCAAAGAGAAGCUGUACGGGCUCAAGAGCUUGUCCCGGUCUCAGGACGUGCUGGACAUGUGCAAGAGCAUCAAGGACCUGAGCGAAGUGGACAAAAUAGCCACUGUCGGCAGCCUGCUAAUGAGUCUCACUGGUGUCUCUACUCUACCUAACUCGUUGUGCUCGUCCACCGCCAACAUAUCUGUGUCUCAGAGCUUCAUACCCGAGGGUUUGGUGUCCGAGGAUGAUAAGGAGAAUUGCAUAGCGAGAAACGGCGAUCGUGAAACCGACACGGCUGUCACAGCCACCACUGCAGUAUUCAACACCAUCAAUACAAACACCACCACUCCUGUCGAUACCACCACUGCGGAAUCCAUCAACUACACCACAACCGCAACCACCACAACCACGGUAACCUCAACGCCGGACUACGCACCACGAUCCGGGUCUCCUGCCGGCAGUAGUACCAGCGGCACGAGCAGUGUAGAACACUUUUACCAUUCUGACGAAGAGCCCAGGUUUUCGGUAGCCCAGCUGGUCAAGGCGUUCGACACGCACCAGGAAGUAGUGACCAAACGGUCGCUGGAGGUAACCAUGAACCCAGUCGCCAAACUCGGGAUCGCCCAGCUUACCGCAACCGAGUUUCCGACCGGACCGAACGCUCUGCGGCUGUUCAUACCCAACAUCGACAUUUGCGGUGGUGAAUCUGCGGCUGCCAAGAGAACUCGUGCCGUGGGUUGUGGAGGCGGUGGAGGUGUUGGAGGAAUAGACGCCCGUGACGGUAACGAGAGUGCUCGGAGCCCGAAUUCGGACAACCAUCGCAAACGGUCAAACGUGAACGACUGAUCUGACAACUACCACUGCGGUCCUCCCCAUAUUUAUUUCAACGGUAUACAUAUUAUAUGAUAAUAUUUUGUAUUUGCUAGACUAUUUUUUUUAUAAAUAUUUUAACGUGUUAUUUUAUUAUUGUGUCGUGUUGUGUAUGGUAUUAUUAUGUUGUUCGCGCGAUAGAAUAUAUUUAUCAUUAUUAUUAUUAUUAUUAUUAUUAUAUUGAAGUGUGUAUGUUAUCACAUUUGAUUGUAUUGUACAAGUGAGCUAGUGAUUUUUACAUGUAGUCGUAUGUAUACAAUAAAUGAAUGUCACAUCGACACGAAAUAAAUAUUAUAAUGUUAUCAUUGUAAUGCACAUCAUCAGAA